AUGAGAACGCAAAGCGAAAUUAUAAAACCAUUAGUUCCACUUCGGAGGAUACCGAAGAAUAGAGGAACCGUUGUUCGAAAUGCUACAGAAAUAAAUCCCUUGUCUGAAAAAGAAAUAAAAAAUGUGGUGGAAGUAUAUUCUGAAGCUAAUAAAGCAUAUUAUAAAAAUUAUUUACAAAAAGAAAAACAAAGAAAAAAUAAAAAUCAAAAUAAAAGUAAAAAUAAAUAUAAGGAAAAGAAGAAACAAACAAAUAAUUUAACAUACAUUACAAAAAAGUCAAAGAGUGAAGAAUUUGAUCCUUUGAGUCUUAAUCCAUUAGAUUUUAGAAAUAAAAAAUUUGAAGAGAAUGGAUCACUUUUACAUUUACCAGGUUCUAAUAUAAACGCAAAAUAUGUACCUCAUAAUAUAAAUUCAGAAUAUGGAAUAUGUAGUAUGUCAUAUGGAACGCUCCAUAAGUCUAACCCUUUAUUGUGGGGAAAGGAUUAUAAAAAUCAUUAUGAAUUACCUACAAUAUGUUCAAUAGUAAAAUCAAAACAUCCUAUAUAUUCCAAGCCUAAUGUCACUAAAAUGUUUAGUAAAUUAUCGAAUAAUGAAAAAAUUGACGAAAAAGGAAACAACAUCAAAAUAAUCAACAAUAAUAAUAAUAUUAAGAUGAAGGAGAAGAAGAUGAAAAAGAAAUAUGUUAUUAGUAAUGAUAAUAAUAAUAAUAAUAAUAAUAUUGAUUUAUCAUUUAAAGAAUACCCUCAUAUAGAUGUUAAAAAAGUGCCCACAUUUGGUAAUUCUAAAGAUGAAAACGAUUUUCCUGACCUUUCAACAGAAUUAUAUAAAUCAUAUAAUGAUACUUAUACAAAUAGUAAUUAUGAUGAAAGCACUAUUCAAACUGAUGGGAUUAAUAAAGAACAAAAGAAUUUAGAUAACUUUAAAGAAAGUAUAGAUGGUGAAGAUACAUAUGAUUAUUCAGAUUUUUUUGAUGAUAAACAAAUGGAUUCUAAAAAUGAGAAAAAGGAAGAAAUUAACAAUGAGGAAUAUAUUAAAAAUUGGUAUAACAAUAAAUUUCCUUCUUUUCAUGAAAAUGAUAAGGUAGUUGAAAAUUUAAAAAAAAAUAAUAUAAAAAAAUAUAUGUCUCUCCAACAUAAUAAUAAUAAUAAUAAAAUAAAAUGUAUGUUUAAAAAAAGUGAUCAUAAUGAUAAACCUGUAAAUAAAAUUUAUAAUAAUCAAAAUAUGGAACAUCAGAAAAAUAUACAAAAGAAUUAUAAACUUUAUGAUAAUGGAGUAGAGGGGAAAACAUAUUUAAAUCAAGUUCAUCUUAUGUCAACUAGUAAAAAAAAAAAUAAUAAUCAUACAAAUAAUGAUUUAAAAGGAAAAAAUGACGAAACUUACGUAUUAAAGAAUGAGAAAGGUUCUAUUAAAAUAAACUGUGGAGAUACAUCAGAUAAGAAAAAAAAGAAAUCGAAAAAAAAGUUGAAUAAACAAAUGGAAGAACAUAACUAUAUUACAAAUGUUGUUGAAAAUGUGGAAUUGCCCUUAUCAAAUGAAUAUAUAAAUGAUAAUAAUAUAAGCAAAAGUAGAAAAAAAAAAGGUAGUAAGAAAAAGAUAAAAAAUAAUUCAAAUUUAAAAUUGGAUAAAUAUAAAAAUUCAUUAAAUGGUAAAUAUUUCCCUAUAAAAACAUCAAAGGAGAUACAAAAGGAUUUUACUAAUGAUACCAAUUUAUCAAACAUUAUAAAAAAUUAUAAUACAAAAGAGUUAAAUAAACCAACAAUAUAUGAAUGUAAUCAAAUGGAUGCAAAUAAAGAUGUAGAAACAAAAAUUGAAAUAGAUAAAUCUAGAAAUGCAUAUAUAGUAGAUAAUUCUUCUGGAUCUUUAAAAGAUAGAGCAGACGUCAAAAUUGUAGAAGGUAUGUCUUUAUGUAAUAUGUAUAAGGAUAAAUAUGCUACAAAUAUUUACAACACCAAUAAUAUUAACCCUAAUAAAAAUCAAGUAUAUAUAUCUAGAGGUAUUAAUAAUAGUAAUAUAUUUGAUAGUCAAAAUAUGGGAUUAAGACAGAAAGGAUAUUAUCAAUUAUUUGAUGAUAAUCCCAAAUGGAAAGUACAAGUAGCACCUCAAAUAUAUUCCUCAGGAGUAUCACCAUCAUAUAUAAGUACUUCAAAACAACCUUUAACAUCAAUAAUACAUUCACAAUUAUCAAUUGGAGAUAUUAUUAGUUGUCAUAAUUCAAAUCAGAUAUCUUAUAUAACACCUGAUGUAAAUGCAUUAAAAGGAGAUGUAUCAAGUCAAAUUAAAAAUACAAAUAUGUAUAGCCAAAUAAAUACUGUUAAAUCGAAUGGAUUAUCACUAAUAUCUGAGCCUAUCAUAUUAGAUCAUAAUCCUAUAUCUAAUAUAAAUGUAAAUAGGAUAAACGUAAAAGAAGGAGGAGAGGUAUAUGAUAAAAAUAUAUGCAACAUGAUUCCAUGGACAAAAUCUUUAGAUGGCUACAAGAAUUUUAAUAAUGUGAAUAGUUCUUUUGGUAAUAUAGAAAAAUAUUCUAUGAAGGAUUUGGAUUUAAACACAAGAGAUUUAUAUAGUAAUAUGAAAAAAAAUGAUAUAAUUGGAAAUAUGGUUUGUUUGGAUAGUUCAUAUAAAAACAUGACAAAUAAGAUGAAUGAUGAUGUUGCAAUGGAGAAGAAUGGUUUGAUUGAAGAAAAAAAGUUGGGGGGAAUAUAUAUCAGAAAUAAUAAUAAUAAUAAUAAUAAAAAUAAUUCUGUCAAGUACUUUAAUUGUGAAAACCGUGUUGGUGUUCAGGCUAGUCCAUCAUAUAUACAUUCAGAAAGAAAUCAGAAUCUAAAUGAUAUCUAUAAAGGUAAUUCAUUUAAGGAGUAUAGAGGUGAUGAUAUUAAUGAUAAGGUAAAUUAUAAUAUGAAUAAUACAGUUGAGAUAUAUAAAAAUCUAAAAAUAGAAGGAUAUGAUAUAGAUAGAAGAAAUAACUCUCAAGUGAAUGAAUUAAUAAAAAUAUCUAAUGAUAACUUAUUAAAUAUACAAAAGAAAGAGUUAUUAGAUAUCUUAAAUGAGGAAAAUAAGAAAAUGAGUGAUGAUAAUAAUAUUGGAAUUAAAGGUAAUUGUCAUAAUAAUAUUGAAAUUAAAGGUAAUUGUCAUAAUAAUAUUGAAAAUAAAGGUAAUUUUCAUAAUAAUGUUGAUAAAUCAAGUACCUUUCUAUCAUGUGCUACGUAUGUAAAUCCGUUGAGUAUAUCUGAUGGAAAUACAAUACAAGGUAGUAAUAAAAAUAAUAAGAAGAAUCAUACAAAUAGUAUUGAUACAUAUAUUAAUAAUGAUAAGAGUAAAAUUAAUGAUUGUAAUAAUUAUAUAAAUAAUAAUAAUAAUGAGAAGAUAUAUUCUCAUAUAUAUGGUGAGAAAAAGAUAAAUGAACCAUCACAUAUGGUAUAUAUAAAUAAAAAAAGGGAUGAUGAAAAAUAUUUAAACUAA
Messenger RNA from Plasmodium adleri (nom. inval.), 3456 nucleotides. Its product is annotated as conserved Plasmodium protein, unknown function. The transcript has a single exon. The record is from RefSeq and is a predicted model, not a curated record. NCBI's taxonomy places the organism in Eukaryota, Apicomplexa, Aconoidasida, Haemosporida, Plasmodiidae. Bases 1 to 3456 code for a protein of 1151 amino acids.